Argentina anserina (silverweed cinquefoil) is the source of this 1003-nucleotide messenger RNA. Its product is annotated as 3'-5' exonuclease-like. The transcript is spliced from 2 exons. NCBI's taxonomy places the organism in Eukaryota, Viridiplantae, Streptophyta, Magnoliopsida, Rosales, Rosaceae. Gene Ontology annotation, cellular component: cytoplasm; nucleus. Gene Ontology annotation, molecular function: nucleic acid binding; 3'-5' exonuclease activity. The coding region runs from base 159 to 785 and encodes 208 amino acids. Gene Ontology annotation, biological process: nucleobase-containing compound metabolic process. The record is from RefSeq and is a predicted model, not a curated record.
AGCCACAAUUUCAUGCAUGGCGCGUGAGAGUGCAACGACCCCGUGUAUAUACAUAGGCCGUGCACGGAAUAAGCUCUCGACACUUAGCUCUCUUCUCUCCCAAAGCUAAAGUCGUAUCACUAGUGAAGUCGGACUUCAACCCCAAUUCUCUGCCCAAAAUGACUAUCAGCAUAGUAGACCACGAGUUACCAUACGACACCCACAAUCUCUACGAUGUAUCCUUUUACAAUGAUCAAGUCCACACCCUAGUCACUCACAGCGCACCCAUGGUGGAGUCCUGGCUGUCUGAAAUCAUCCCCAUAAUCAAUCAAAACCCAAUUGUGGGUCUGGACGUGGAGUGGCGUCCAAAUUUUUACCGCAACAGCGACCACCCCGUUGCGACCUUGCAACUUUGUGUUGACCACCGUUGCCUCAUCUUCCAACUCAUCCACGCCCAAACCAUCCCAAGAUCUCUGUUUGACUUUCUUGCUAAUGGCAGUUACACAUUUGUGGGUGCUGGGAUCCAGAAUGAUGUAGAGAAGCUCCUUGUAGACUAUGACUUGAGGGUGACCAAUCCUGUUGAUCUUGGGGCAUUGGCAGCGGCUAAAUUGGGUAGGAGAGAGUUGAAUAAAGCUGGGUUGAAGGGCCUGUCAAAAGAGGUGCUUGGGAAGGAGCUCCAGAAGCCUAGCAGGGUGACAAUGAGCAGGUGGGACAAUGAGUGGCUUACUUGUCCUCAGGUUCAGUAUGCCUGUAUUGAUGCUUUCAUCUCCUCAGAGAUAGGGAGGCGAUUAACUGCCAUGGCUUGAUUGCAGAUGAGUGGUUUCUCAGAUUUGGUCUGCAUGGAGUUAUAUAGUUGGAGCACCAAAUUGGAAUAAUUAGCCAGUCUGGCUUUCUUUAUUUUCAAUUUAAGGAUUGUGGCAGCGCAAGUGUUUUUUUUUAGGAUUACUGAAUUGAAUCAUUUAGCUGCACGAAAAACGUAUUUGAUUACUGAAUUGAAUCAUGGUCUCUCCCUCAAUUUUGCACA